UCGCUUUCGCUUUGUCGAUUGAAAAGACAGAGAGAGAUAGAAAGAGAAAAUGUUGCGUCAAUACUCUGAAACCGAACAACACUGAACUCUUCUUCUUCGUUCUUCAUCGCUGUGUUUAUCGAAUGCGUUUUCUUCUUCUUUUGUUUCUUCGAUUUCAAUAAUGGCUAGGGAAUGGCUAAUUAACAUAAGAGGAUUUGCAAAGAAAUUGAGAAGCACUUCACUCUCUUCAGCUGAUCAGAUCAAGGAUUGUGGCGCAUGUCGUGAAUGUCCAAACUGUCAUAGUCGCAUAGACAACAGUGAUGUUUCCAGUGAGUGGCCUGGCUUUCCCCUCGGUAUUAAGUUUGAUCCUUCUGAUGUGGAAAUAUUGGAGCAUUUAGCGGCUAAAUGCGGUGCUGGGAACAUAAAACCUCACAUGUUUAUCGAGGAGUUCAUACCAACAUUGGAAGGAGAACAAGGCAUUUGCUAUACACAUCCUGAAAAUCUUCCAGGUGCUAAGAAAGAUGGUAGCAGUGUUCAUUUCUUUCACAGAACAAUGAAUGCAUAUAGUUCUGGUCAACGGAAGCGCCGAAAGAUUCAUCAUCGUGGUUCGACUGAAGACCAUGUACGCUGGCACAAGACUGGUAAGACCAAAGCUAUAAUAGAACAUGGAGAACAUAAGGGAUUUAAGAAGAUCAUGGUUCUGUAUAUAAGAUCUGAGAAAGAGUCCAAGUCCUACAAAUCUGACUGGAAAAUGCAUCAGUACCAUCUAGGGACUGAUGAAGACGAGAAGAAUGGAGAAUAUGUCGUUUCAAAAAUAUUUUAUAAGCAGAAUGAGAAAAAUGAAGAGAAACCAAUGGCUGAAGAACCUGACAGUAUAACAUCGCGAACAAGUCCAAGGACUCCAAAACCAAAUCCUCCAAAUCCACCGCGUACAGGAAAAUGUGUUGACAAUGGUAACAUCGAUGAAACUUCACUGAUGCCAUUUGCAGAGGAUGCCAAGUUUAUCCCUGUAGAAUCAAAUGCCAUGCAAUCUGAUAUUCAGGAUCAGGAAAACACAUACAACUUUCCAUGGUUGGCUGGUGAAUCACAGGCUGCCCUGCAAUUUGAUAUUCAGGAUCACGACAACUUUGCAUGGUUGGCUGGUGAAUCACAGGCUGCCCUGCAAUCUGAUAUUCAGGAUCACGACAACUCUGCAUGGUUGGCUGGUGAAUCACAGGCGGCCCUGCAAUCUGAUAUUCAGAAUCACGACAACUCUGUAUGGUUGGCUGGUGAAUCACAGGCGGUCCUGCAAUCUGAUAUUCAGAAUCACGACAACUCUGCAUGGUUGGCUGGUGAAUCGCAAGCUGCCCUGCAAACUGAUAUCCAGAAUCGGGACAACACAAACAACUCUGCAUGGUUGGCUGGUGAAUCACAGGCUAUGGAAAAUUCGGAAUAUGCCGGCUUGGAUGACCUAUUAUUGUGUGACGAGAUUUUUGAUUCAUCCACUCUAUUUACUGAUUCUCAAUUGGACUCGAUCAAUGACCUCACUCACUAUGAAAACAGAAUGACAGGAAAUUAUAAUGUAUCUAGUGAAACUUCAACUGCUGUCCUGGAUACACUGGAAUUGGAUACUCCUCCAGAUUUUGAUCUUUCGAAUUUGACAUUUGGUUCUCAAGAGAGUAUCCUUGGUAUGACAGGCUUGCUAUGAGGUGCUUUGUGAAGCAAGUUCCUUUUUGCACCAGAAGCGUUUUGUUCAGUUCUCUUUCUCUGUUUCAUUCUUCAAUUGCAAAUGUUAUUUUUCUUUUAUUUGGAAGCUUCAAAUAGUGCAUGAAGCUUUGUCUUUCUAGUUACAUGCAGUUUUAAAAUUGGCUUUGUUGGUGUAUUUUGUUCUUUCUAUGGUAGACAUAAACUUUUGUUUUGAAUUUUGUCAAAGCCAUGGAAUUGGAGAAUAGAUCUUUGGUGCUGAAAUCUAAAUGGUAUAGUUGAUUCUAUACUGUUAUGUACUAGAUAUGUGAGUGUUUGUAUGUGAAUAUUGUAUCAUGAACUAUGGUUUUAUAA
Molecule: messenger RNA, 2016 nt
Organism: Medicago truncatula (barrel medic)
Lineage: Eukaryota; Viridiplantae; Streptophyta; Magnoliopsida; Fabales; Fabaceae
Product: SUPPRESSOR OF GAMMA RESPONSE 1
Exons: 6
Coding region: 161-1666 (501 amino acids)
Biological process (GO): regulation of DNA-templated transcription
Cellular component (GO): nucleus
Molecular function (GO): DNA-binding transcription factor activity; transcription cis-regulatory region binding
Source: RefSeq, a predicted model, not a curated record